UCCCGACGGGAAUGACGAUCAUUGCUACAGUGGUAUCGAGUAUUUGACUGGGAUUUUGUCUUCUAAGGUUUACGAUGUAGCUGUUGAGUCGCCGUUGCAGCUAGCCUCGAAGCUCACGCAGAAGCUGGGGAACAACAUCUGGCUCAAGAGGGAGGAUCUUCAACCUGUCUUCUCAUUCAAACUUCGAGGAGCUUAUAAUAUGAUGGCCAAACUCCCAAAGGAGUUACUGGAUCGUGGAGUUAUCUGUUCAUCGGCUGGUAAUCAUGCUCAAGGAGUUGCAUUAUCUGCCCAGAAACUUGGUUGCGGCGCUGUAAUUGUGAUGCCUAUUACUACACCAGAGAUCAAGUGGAGAUCAGUAGAGGGAUUAGGGGCCACUGUUGUUCUUGAAGGGGACUCAUACGAUGAAGCACAAGCACAUGCAAAAUGGUUGGCCAAACAGAAAGGACUCACAUUUAUCCCUCCUUUUGAUCACCCUGAUAUAAUCAUGGGGCAGGGUACAGUUGGAAAGGAAAUCAUGAGUCAAGCAAAAUGUCCUAUAGAUGCAAUACUUGUGCCAGUUGGCGGUGGUGGGCUUAUUGCAGGCAUUGCUGCAUAUGUGAAAAUGGUGAAUCCGGAUGUGAAAAUAAUUGGAGUUGAACCAAAUGAUGCAAAUGCUUUGGCGUUAUCUUUACAUCACGGUCAAAGAAUAAUGUUGGAUCAAGUAGGAUCUUUUGCAGAUGGUGUGGCAGUUAAAGUUGUAGGCGAAGAAAACUUUCGUAUCUGCAGAGAAUUGAUAGAUGGCGUGAUUUUUGUUAGCCGUGAUGCUAUUUGUGCCUCAAUAAAGGACAUGUUUGAGGAGAAAAGGAGCAUUUUAGAGCCAGCUGGUGCACUUGCUCUUGCAGGAGCUGAAGCUUACUGCAAAUAUUACAACCACAAGGAUCAUAAUAUAGUUGUUAUAGCCAGUGGGGCCAACAUGAACUUUGAUAGACUAAGGUUGGUGACUGAACUGGCAGAUGUUGGUAGACAACGUGAAGCUGUCCUUGCAACCAAUCUUCCAGAAGAAUCAGGGAGUUUCAAGAAAUUUGUUAAACUUAUGGGACCCAUGAACAUUACUGAAUUUAGAUACAGAUAUAAUUCUGAAAAAGGGAAAACUCUGGUUCUAUACAGUGUUGGUCUUCAUACUAAAAAGGAACUUGAUACAAUGCUGGAAAGGUUGACACUCCAUCAAUUUCACACACUUGAUCUUACGGAUAAUGACCUUGUUAAAGAUCAUCUGCGCCAUUUGAUUGGUGGUCGAUCAAGUGUACAAGAUGAACAUCUUUGCCGAUUUGUCUUCCCAGAGAGGCCUGGUGCUCUAAUUGAAUUCCUAAAUGCUUUUAGCCCACGUUGGAAUAUAAGUUUGUUCCAUUACCGUUCACAGGGAGAAAGUGGUGCAAAUGUUUUAGUUGGCCUUCAAGUUGCGGACAAUGAGAUGCAAGAAUUUAAGCAUCGAGCAAGCAGUUUGGGUUAUGAGUAUGCUGUGGAAACACGAAACAAGGCUUUCCAACUCCUGAUGCACUGAUCUAUUCUGUAAAAAUCUUGGAGAUUUCCCAGAGAUUGAAAUACUUUCGAACAGUAAUGUUAUGGCUGUUUAAACCCCAUAGUGCCUAUUUAAUAAAGCUUAUCAUUUUUAGUGAGUGUUCUUUGGCAUCAUCUUGUAAUGUUAAGAGGAUUGUAGUCCCCAACUAUCAUGACAGGGUUUUUAGUGGUAUUGCAUCGUAUAUUGUGCCCUUAAUCAUUUGAUUGUAGUUUUGCUAGACUAAUCUGGAGUUCCUAAGAAUUCAUCCUUGAACUUCGAAAAAGUAAAUUAUGAGUCG
Molecule: messenger RNA, 1835 nt
Organism: Cuscuta europaea
Lineage: Eukaryota; Viridiplantae; Streptophyta; Magnoliopsida; Solanales; Convolvulaceae
Source: the annotation of a GenBank genome assembly